Schistosoma spindalis is the source of this 7534-nucleotide messenger RNA. NCBI's taxonomy places the organism in Eukaryota, Metazoa, Platyhelminthes, Trematoda, Strigeidida, Schistosomatidae. The record is from the annotation of a GenBank genome assembly.
ACAAUAAAGCCGCUGUAUUCAGUGUACUCGCUACUCGUUGCGUUACUCCCUAGAUUUGGUUCAAUAUUCGUUGGGAUCAUUACACAUUGGUGCUAUAUCUGGUCACAUAUUUUUGUGACCAUCUCUCGUUUAUUCAUUUAUCGUUAUCAAUCUAUUUAUUCACCUGGAGAAACGAUUGGAUUACAUUUUUAUUGUAAAAAAUGGAUUUUUCCACAUGAAAAGUCAAUCUAGUGAAUUUUUACCAGAUUAUCUGCCAAUCAGUUAUAACAUUCAAAAAAGUAGUGUUUCUGCUAUUAACACUACACAUCAUGGUGACAAUAACAGCAGUAAUAGUAAUAAUAACAUUAAUAACGCUAUAGCAUUUAAUCAAUGUUCUUCCGAUAUUCCACAACCUUUAAGCAAUCUUGUGAUUCCUUCAGUUUGUAUAGCACGUAAACUUAUUUGGUGCAAUCAAAAGGUAUAUGGAAUUACGUAUAUUUAAUUACAAAUCUAAUUACUUAUAUACUUAGUUGUUAAAUUUAAUAAUCUUGAUUGUUUAGUGUUCGCGAACUUUUUUUCAUUUCGAUGGAAUAUGUAAUUUGGCCAGAUACAAGCUUGGUUUACGAGGUUGUUCAGUAGACAGGUGGUCAGUUUUUAAAGUGAUUUUCGAUCAGAUCAACGUGAAAGAGUCUAAAUUGUAUGUGAAAAGAUAAAUAGGUGACAUAAUCUUAAUUAUUUUCCACUGAAGUUUUCCUGCAUUUGGAAUGUCAAAGUUAUACCAUUAUAGUUUUAUCACUAUAACAAAUGGCUCUUGUCACAGAGUUAAAAAGUUUCUGUCUUCAAAGAACAAAUGUCAGAUUGAUUUAUUAUUAAUUAAAGAAACCACAAUCUCUGGAUCAUAAUAAAUAUUUUCAUCUUUACUGAGAAUUCUAAAUUGUACCAAAAUAUAGUAUUGAAUAAAGCCAUAAAUAACAAUAUUAUUAUUCAGGCAUCCAUAGCCAACUUUUCUGCGAUUAUAACAGACGUCUGUUGUCAAAUAUUGGUUAUUUUUCUAAAAUAAACGAAAGCAGUUAGUUAAUUAAGUGUUAUGGUAAAGAUAUAUUUUCGUGUGUUUUGUGGAUAUGGUUAUUCGUAAAGAUUGUUUACUAUCUUUAAAACGUUUCAUUUUCGAAUAAUCCUUUUUUUAAAUUAAAAGGAAGUUGCUGAGCUUUUACUAGGAGCAUGUGUACAUCCCAACUGGCUUUCAUCAGUUAUUCAAGUUCGGUAAGUACUUUUAAUAAAUUCUACUCAAUGUAAUAAGAUCCGUUUAAGUAUGUCAACCGCAUAUAUUAUGUAAACAGGGACGAUACUCUGUAGUCGCACAAGCUUAUAUAUUGAUCACAAUUCAAUCUCUCUGCUUAGGUGUAUAGAUUCAAAUUCCACAAAGAGCAUCAUGUAUCUCAAGUUUGUGUAUUUGUUUUUCUAACCAGUGCUAACUAACAUAAGACCCAGGUUUAAGACUUUCUACUGAUUUCUUCCAGCCAUCUGACAACCUAACACCCCAUUAGUUACCAUUUUAAACACCCUUGAGAAAUGUAUUGUUCAGUAUUCAAAUCAUUAUGGAGUUAAUUUGAAAAAAUUCAUGUUGUAGCUAUGACUCCCAGAUUACUGACUGCAUUAUAGUCGAAUAUUCAUUCAUAUAACUAUCAUACAGAAAGGGUUUUAUUACAAAAUAGAACUGGAACACUUUGACCUGCCUUAUAUUUUCCAUCAUACGUAAACAUAAGUUCUGAGCUUUGUCGAAUCGAAUCCAUCUUAGUUGUUACUUUAUUUGAUAUGUAAAGGAAGGGAGAACCUUCUGAAAAUUUAAAUAAAAUACUGGUUAAAGUUGUUAAUUACUUAUUUUCCUAUAUUUUUUAAAAGGAGACUGUGCGUGGAAACACAUUACCAUUACCAGUUUUUCAUUCAUUCUUACUUUCGAAAUACGCAUACACGUUCUGUCGCCUUUUCAUAGGCAUUUAUAGAUUUAUUCUGUAAACUACUGAAGAAUGCACUUCGAUCUAUAAGGAUAAUCAAGCUGUUAGAACAUUUUAAUAAUAGUAAUUUCAUAUUGCUUCAUCUCUUUUAGAAUUUAUUUUUACUAUUAGUAAUUGAAAUCUUUUAAAACAGUCCUAGAAAUGGUUCUAUUAUUUUUUAUCGACGAGAAUUGGCCACCGUAGCACGUAAACAAGAUGGUUAUUCAUGGAAAAAGAAACCGAAUCGGCGUACUACUAAAGAAGUUCAUAUGGUCCUUAAAGUUCAAGGGAUUGAGUGUAUUAUUGCCAAUUAUGCACAUUCCGCUUUAAUCUCUACAUUUCAUCGACGAACCUAUUCACUAAGAUUUAAUCCUUCUGUAGUAUUGUUUCAUUAUUUGAAUGUACCCUUAUUAACUCAUGAGAAUAAACUUUGCUUACCAUUACCUGAUCUAAGUGAAAAUGAUCGUAAUGAAUUAACUUAUGCUCAACUUGUUGAACAGUUAGUCAAUAUGUUUAAUAAUUUCCCAAAACAUAUCAUGAAACCUGGUGUUGAUCGAAUUCUAAAUUUCGAUUUAAAUUUCUCUAAUUUAAUUCAGAUUCUGAGUGAUCAUAUUUGGAAUUCAUCAGUGAAUCCAAAUUCCUCUCCAUCAUCGUCACUAUCAUUUCUGUCUGAUAAUCCAUAUAGAAACAUAAGUUGCAGUGUUGUGAACAGUUUUUCUUCACUACAAUCUGAUAUAAAUCAUCAUCAUCCACACACAGCUGUGUUUCUCCUUAUCACGCCCAAAUUAAAUGAUAAUUGUCAGACAAAUUUGGAAUUAGUCUUUUCGAAUAAUAAGUCGUCUUGUCGAGCGAAUCCUCAUACGCGAAAUACUCGCGAAUAUCAGUUUUCAGAUAUAAUUAAUAACAAUAAUAAUGAAAAUAAUAAUGAAUACAUUCCAUUUAUAUUCUCCUCUUCAAAACCAAUAAAUAGAUAUUAUCAAAAUAAUGAAACUUCUAAGUAUGAUAAUAACAAUAAUGUUAACUCAAACAGUAAUGAUAAUAAUUCAGACAAUGAAGUAGAGGCAAGUUCUACUGUGAACCAGUUAUUGUUUCCUAAUGAUAAUAAUAAUGAUAGUGUAGAAUCUAAUAAUUUGCUAUCUGAUGUUGUAAUUAAUUGGGCUAAUGAUUAUCCCUAUUCAUUAUCACUAACAAUGAAUAACUUUGAAAAUUUUAACACAACAAAAAGCAUCAAGUCAAAUGGUAGUCCUGAUCAUCAAAAUGUCAAUGAUGUUGUUAAUCAUAAUCAUCAGUAUGUUAAUACUGAUAGUAGCCCACAUUCCAAUGAUAACAUCACUACUACUUCUACUACUACUACUACUACUGCUAAUAAUAGUAAUAAUGAUUAUUAUCAUACUAAUGAAGAAGUAGUAGUAGAAGAAGAUCCAACUAGUAUAACACCCAUUGAAAUCAGUUAUUCUGAUGAAUUAAUAAAUUUCACUGAUUUAAUUAUCACAUCAACAUCAACACCUUCACCAUUUAUUUCAACUUAUACUGAUGAAGAUUUAGGGCUUUUAUCAAAUGAAUUAAUUACUGAUAAUAAUCUGCUUGGAAAUGAUUUUACACCGAUAACAACCACAACAACUGCAAUAAGACCCACUAGCAAAAUUAUCAAUAAUGACUGUAAUGAUUGUUGCUGUAUAACAGAACAACAUCAAUCUAAUCAUAAACUCUUUUCAAAAGAACAUGUUUCCAGUGAGUUGUCGUCUAGUAAUUUCAAUGUUCAUACAAUAACUAAUAAUGGUAGAUAUGCUGUACAAAUCAAUCAUGUUAAUGUCGAUAAAGAAGAGAUAAAUAACAAUCGGUUCAAUAAUCCUAUCAGUGAAAUUGAUGAUAAUUUGAAUCUUGAAACUUGUAAGAAUAUCUCCUCACCCAAUCAUCGUUUACCUCUGAUAACAAAUGUGUAUGAACCUGAAAAAAAUGAAAGUUUUGAAAUCACCAAAUUCAAUUGCCAGCACAAUGAUGCUGUUUGUAAUCCAUUCAUAUCUGAUGGAGGAUACUCAGAGCACAGUUUUGGUCGGUGCAAUAAUAUAAAUUUGCUUAAAUUAAAGCUCUCAGAUGAUCUAUUACGUUGGAUAGUGUUUAUUCGCUUUAGUUCAUUAGCACCGGGUAUUCAUUUACCAAUUGAUAUUGAAGAUGAAUUCAUUUUAUUACCAAAUCAUAAAUCUAGAAUAUUUAGCAAAUCGUUUGAUGAAUCUAAUUAUAAUAAUACAUCAAUUACAUCGAAACAUGUGGAAGAUAUACAUUCUGACAAUGUUUCGAAUUCAAUGCUUACAAAUUACUUAACAAGUAACUUUGAUGAAUAUCCUAAGGUGAAUAUACCACUGCGGCAUGAUCAAUGUGCAGAUAAAUUAGAAAUGUAUUUAGUUCUACAACUAGUCGAAUGGAUGAAGAAAACAGAUAAUAUUAGUAAUAAUAAUAGUACUAGAACAUAUCAAAGUUCUGUCAAUUACUUAUCAGAAGCUGAAAAUGAAUUUGAUGAAUUCAAUAUUCAACAAUUACAAGAACAAAUGACUUCACUGAAGAUAGAUAUUUCUCUUUUAAGUUGUGCAGCUGCUUUGGGUUAUUCUGAACUGAUACUAGGACUGUUGCAGUGGGCUGUACGAAUUUAUUGUAAUCAACCUACACCAUUCUUUACAGAUCACUGUGAUUCAACUUUACAAUCAGGUUUCGAUACAGAUUUAUCUAGGAUCUUAUCUCUUUUACAUGAUCUAACCCCAAAUAAUUCCCCCUCCCUUGCUUAUUCAACACUUACGCCAUUGGGUUCAGCUAUUCUGCACGAACAGGUUGUAACGACGAAGCUCUUAGUAGUAUGGGAUCCAGAUGCUCUUCAUAAACCUUGUUUAUAUAAUUCAUUAUCAUCGUUUUCAAAAUCGGGUAGUGAGUUUACGCCAGAAAAAUUAGCAUUGGUCAUCAAAAGUGAAUCCAUGCAAAAGUGUAUUGAACAAUUAGAAGUACAAUAUUUUUCAUCAAAUGCACAAAAUUAUGCAACAGAUACUGUUAUAACUAAAUUAGAAAGACUUAUUAAUUAUACGGAAACAGUUUCAUUACCAAAUCAUAUUGAUCUCACGGAAAUUGAUGUUAAUACAAAACCGUCGUCAUUUCCUCACUCAUUGUUAUAUAAACAAUCGAAUAUGAUUAAGUUAGACUAUUCAAAGCAAAAUUAUAGUCUAGAUGUAUCUAUUGACGAUGAUGAUAUCCCAGGAAAAGAAUCAUUUUAUCACUCUACAUCGUUACAUAAUAUAUCUAGUACAAGUUAUCCUUCAAAAAACUUGAAUAAAAUUUUAAAGUCUUUACCAACACCAGCAACCAAUCAGUUUAUAGAUAAUUCAGAUAAUUUUAAAUAUGCAAUCGAGAAUAACAACAAUUCGUUUGAUACUCAUAAUGAACUUUAUGAAGAUGACAUUACUUUAGAUUCAAAUGUACAACGUAAAAAUAUAUGUACCUGGCGUAAACAAACAUACAAUCGACGUCAUCACUAUCAUCAUGGUUGUUUAGACUCAACUUCUCUUUAUGCUAGUGUAACAAAUUUAAUGAAUGAUGAUCAUUCUCAGAUGUUUUGUUUAGCUGACAGAAUAAUUGAAGCUAUGCCCAGGCGUAUUGUUAAUCUUCAUAAUCAAAACUGUGAUGAUCUACUAUCAACUCAUGUAGAUUAUGAUGAUAAUUAUAAUGGUGAAGAGUCCCAUUCUUCUUCUAUCCAAUUUUCUGAUUCAGCUUUAGGUGAAAGUAUUGCUUUGAGUCGAGCACCAGUUGAUCAACUCAAAUCACAUUCUUCAUUGUUGCAUUAUCAACCAUUCACUUUAACCAUUAAUACUAAUCCUAUUCAAUUAACAAAUAAUGAUGAUACAAAAAAAUAUCCAGUUAAAAUCUUUCCAAAUAUAAAAACUAAGUCAGUUAGUAAUAAUCAUAAAAAUAACAAAUCAAUUGGUUCAUUUAAUUCACUUCCAUCAAAACGACCUUAUCGUGAUAAAUAUUUGACAUUAUAUAACAGUUUUAGAUAUCGUGGUGUUGGCAUCGAUGAUUAUUCAGAAAAUAAAGUGAAUCAUCAGUUAAAAAGUGCUUUACUUAGUUUUCAUGAACCUUUGAGAAGAAGAUCAUAUUUUACUCCUCCUAUUCAACAAAAUAAAAGUGGAUUGAAAACUUUCAAUGAUGAUGAAAUCAGUGUUGAAUUGAAUUCUCAUGAAACUGGAGUUAUCACUUCGAAUUCAAUGUUCAAUACACCUUUUAGUUCUACUAGUUUUAUGAGUUCAGAUUUAAAUGAUGAAAAUGAUUAUGAUGUACUUCGAUGUGAUCGUCAAGGGAAAUCAUUAAGUGCUUUCAGUUUAAAUAGUCCACCGCCAUCUACAGCACAAAUUGCUGAACAUUUUAAUGCAGUACCAGGAAAAUUUAUGGAAACUGACUUAAGUAGAUUAACACUAUCGGAUAUGGAACAGAAACGUUUAUACGAAGCAGCCAAAAUUAUACAGAAAUAUUAUCGAGCUUAUAAAAAACACAAUCAGUCGGUUAUUAUUCAAAAUAAUAAUAAUAAUAAUAAUAAUAAUAGUAAUGAUAAUAAUAAUAACAAUCAAUUGUCCAAUACAUUUAUACCUAAUCCUGUUUUAUACUCUUCAUCAAACCAUAAUCAUACUACUGAAACAGAUAAAUCCUUAUCCAAUAUUAAUUUUUAUUCAAAAAAUGUGUGUGAUGUCAACAACACGAAUCAGAUUGUACAACAACUUCAGCAGAAUAACAAUACUGUCAUCUUUCCAACUGAUAAACAAGAAUGGAGUAGUGAUGUUUUACUGGGUUUCGAAAAUGAUACAUCUGUAGGCCUUGAAGUUGAAAUAGAAACAUCAUACGAUAAUACAGUAACCAAUGAUAAUGAUAAUUCAUAUCAAGUUCAAUCCAUUCAGUCUGGUCAAUUAUCUUUACCUGGAGAAUCAAAUUCCAAUUGUUGUUUGAAAACAACAAAUAACUUUUCCAAUUGUAUUUCAACUUCAAUACAAUCAUUGAAUUCAUCACAACCAUCAAUGACUUCAUCAUCCAGUGGGCCAUGUAAUAAAGAAAUUGAGGCUGCGAUUAUUAUUCAAAGUUAUUACAGACGUUAUAAACAGUAUGCAUAUUAUAAACGAUUAUGUCAAGCUGCACUUUUAAUUCAAAAUCAAUAUCGUUGGUAUGUAAAUCAAAAGAAGAAUGGCAACAGCGGGGGAGUUUCAGCUGGUCCUAAACUUAGAAAACCUAGAUCAAGUCAAUGUAAUAAUCCACGAUACAGGUCAGUAUGUGCACGAAAACCAAAGGUGAAUAAUAACACAGGUGGUGAUGUAAAUAUUGGUGUUCGUCUCCGAAAACCUAUUGUCUCAAUUUCCGGAUGCAUAAGACAUCGAUCCGCUACCCGGUUAUCUCCAUUCAAUAAUACUCCUUAUAUCCCUUUAAUCAAUUCACAUCAUGUAAAUCCAUCUUCAAGAUUUAUUUGUUUUGAAGAGCAUUUAAUUGAAUCUUAUGAUAAUCAUCCACAAAGUUUUUCAAAUAAUUCAUCUAUUGUUUAA